ACAGUUCUACCUUGACGUUGAGCAGAUGUUACGUAGUUCUUUCUUAUAAAUUAUUAAUUUUUAUUGUCCAUAUUUAUUGAAUGUAAUCUAAAGUAAUCAGUACGGAGUUAUACCUAUACAAUAAACGGAAUUAUACUAUCACAUAUUGUUAAGAGGCUAUAAUUAAUUGUAGCAAUUAAGUGUCGUGUUUGUGACUGUGUUAAAUAUAUAAUAGCAAUCUACCGCCCAAUUUAUGAUAAUAACAUUUUAACUAUCAAGUACCCGCAUAUUGAGUAUUUUUGAGUAAGAUUUAAUUUAUUAAUAAAGAUUACAGAGAUACCUAGUAGUUUCUAAAGAAGAAGUACUUAGUUAUUUACCGCAAUGAAGUUUACUUGUUGCAAAACUGUAUCGGAGAGCACUACCGGUUAUAUAGUCUGUACAAAGUGCAGGUUAAAUUUUCAUAUCUCUUGCCUGUUUCCAUCAGACAUGAAAAAGGUUAUUUCUGUUGAAUAUAGGAACACAUGGAUCUGUGUGGAAUGUUUAGCAAAGAAGCCCAGAGUCCUAAAAAGUGACAAUACACCUAUAAGAGACUGUUCCAAUUCUCAGCAGUCAGUCGUUAGCCCUGAUAACAUCACUAUUCGUAGAGGCGGCGGAACUAGUGCGGUUGUUCUACAGGGAGAACCCCAACAGUUUUCUAUAGAUCUACUCGAAACUGUGCUCGACGCAAAAAUUGCUAAACUUCAACAACAUAUGGAGACGGUGAUAAAGGAUACAAUUGCGUCGGAAUUAGGUGCCAUUAAAAGUGAAAUAUCCACCUUAAAAGAAACCGUUUCAUUUUUAAGUACAAGGUUCGAUGACGUAAUCAAACGUAUUAGAACAUUGGAGAAUGACUCUAAAAUUAUAACAUCAACAACAGCAAGCCUUGGAGAGUUGAAACAGCGUAUAGACAGUCUGGAGUGUGAGAACAAUAACAGAGAACAGUGGGCACGACGUUCGAACAUUGAGAUUUACGGAAUCCCUGAAAAGAAAACUGAAAAUUUGGUGCAUCUGGUGCAAGAUAUCGCAGAUCGAACUGGUUUUCAAAUGGACGUUUCUAGGGAUAUUGAUUUUGUCACCCGCGUCGCUCCAAGGAUGAAUUCAUCUGGUGAUAAGCGAAUUAAACCAAUCGUUUUAAGAUUUUUGGCGCGUUACAAAAAGGACGACUUUUUGACACAUUUGAAAAAACUUAAAUUGAAAGCGUGCGAUUUUGGUUUCAGUGGAAAUAACAAUAACAUCUAUUUUAAUGAUCACCUUACUAGUGUUAAUAAGGGCGUCUUGCAGCGCGCUAAGGUCUUGGCCAAGGAGAGAAACUUUGCAUUUGUUUGGGUGAAGAAUUGUUCAAUAAUGGUUCGUCGUUCUGAUACGAGUCCUGUCAUACACAUUUCUAAUACUAAGGAUUUAAACAAAAUCAAGUAAGAACUAAUACAAUUUUAUU
Messenger RNA from Galleria mellonella (greater wax moth), 1453 nucleotides. RefSeq lists its product as uncharacterized. The record is from RefSeq and is a predicted model, not a curated record. The coding region runs from base 361 to 1434 and encodes 357 amino acids. The transcript has a single exon. Lineage: Eukaryota; Metazoa; Arthropoda; Insecta; Lepidoptera; Pyralidae.